AUGGAAAAAGUUUCCCUUACUCAAAAGCCAAUUCAUCAGCUUUUUGAUUACAUCUGUUGUGUACGCACAGGGGCCAUAUUAGCACUUAUGCUGGGAUUGUUUCACAUGCCACUGGAUGAAUGUGAGGAACUCUAUCGAAAGUUGGGCAUGGAUGUGUUCACACAGAAUGUCAUUGUUGGGACCGUCAAAAUGAGUUGGAGCCAUGCAUUUUAUGACAGUCACACGUGGGAAAAGAUCCUUAAGGAUAGAAUUGGAUCUGCAUUAGUGAUUGAAACAGCGAGAGACCCAGUGUGUCCUAAGGUAGCUGCUAUAAAUGGAGGUUUGCUUCUGAAUAACCCUUGCCUUGCCCUGCAUGAAUGUAAAUGUAUCUGGCCAGAUACCCCGCUUGAGUGUCUAGUGUCUUUGGGCACAGGACGGUAUGAGAGCGAUGUGAGGAAUACCUCAACAUACUCGAGCCUGAAGACCAAGCUCUCUGAUGUUAUCAGCAGUGCUACAGAUACAGAGGAAGUCCAUAUAAUGCUUGAUGGCCUAUUACCUCCUGACACGUAUUUUAGAUUUAAUCCUGUGAUAUGUGAAAACAUACCCCUAGAUGAAAGCCUAGAUGAAAAGCUGGACCAGCUUCAGCUGGAAGGGUUGAAGUAUAUAAAAAGAAAUGAUCAAAAGAUGAAAAAAGUUGCAAAACUAUUAAGUCAAGAAAAAACAACUCUUCAGAAGAUCAAUGACUGGAUAAAAUUAAAAAGUGGCAUGUAUGAAGGCCGUCCAUUUUUUUUUCAAAAUUGUGAGUCGGGUAUGCCUGUGUUUUCAUACAUGAAGGCCAUCAAAAGAUCCGCCAGUUUAGAGAGGAGUGGUGUGAUUCAACAUGAAUUUUCUGUAGGACACUUAGUGAAUUCUGGGAAUUCCUGA
This is a messenger RNA of Grammomys surdaster, 903 nucleotides long. Its product is annotated as calcium-independent phospholipase A2-gamma-like. Gene Ontology annotation, biological process: arachidonate metabolic process. The record is from RefSeq and is a predicted model, not a curated record. Gene Ontology annotation, cellular component: membrane. NCBI's taxonomy places the organism in Eukaryota, Metazoa, Chordata, Mammalia, Rodentia, Muridae.